UAUAACAGAAAGAACAGCGUAGGUUAGAGUUUUCACGAGUGACAUUGGCAAAUUUUUGGAAAAACAGAUUAAAAUAUUAUUCUUGUUAAAGUUACAAAUUCUUUUGGUAAAAUAACAGGUUAGAAAUUGUGACGAAACGCGAAACGUCGGGAAAAAACGAUAAAAAGGGAAAGUAAGAACUGUUGUAACAAAUAUAUCGGUUAAUACGAUGUUGGCAACAAUGAACACUUCACAGAAAAGUAAAACAAAACGUAACAUGCAAAAAAAAAAAAAAAAUUUCCACAACGUUAACGUCAUGAAUAAACUACCCGCCGAAGUUAGUAUUCCAAAUGAGAAGACGCUUACCGAUAAUUAUUAUGCAAGCGUUAUGAAUCCGAUAUUCCAGUGUCCCCCUCAAGUCAAAAUCAAGAAAAAAGUUAAAAAGGAAAGAAGAGUCUUGAUUGUAAAGGAAAAUGCCUGUCCGUUUAUGAGCCAAAUUCAUAAUCUUAUGAUAUCUGUUCUUAAACAAACAGAACGCUCAAAUACAUGGUUUACAUUAACUGGUAAUAGGAAUGAAUCAGCUCCUAAAAAAAUUUUCUUUGUCGUUAUACCUUAUUUAUCUCAUCAAACACUGGUCGAGAAUGUUAAUAAAAUAAAUACACCUUUUCUAGCAACGCAUCAGAAUGCCAUCCGCUGUUCGAAAUCACCUAUUAUAAAGACAGAUAGUACCACGUGCUUUAUACUGAGCUCGGUUCUUUUAGCUGACCAAAGUUCAAAGAAUAUACCUCCUUUUGCUACCACAACGACCCAAAAUAACACGACUGACUUUUACAAAACGAAACAAUAUGGUUUGGAAAAUUUAUUAAUAUCACUAGAUCAAUUUCCUACUUUUUCUUAUCCUAUAAAAUAUGAGAAUUGGAGAAAGAAAUUUAAAAUAGAAAAAUCCCAAUUAAAAUCAAUACAAUUGAAAGAUAUAACAAUAACACGUUUCACAUUUGAACAAUGUGAAAUGCUCGAAAAAGAUCCAAAUUUGAGACAUUUGAUAGCCAUUGAUUGUGAAAUGUGUCUUACGAAAAACGGAAGAGAAGUUGUAAGAAUUUCCGCUGUUACACCCCACGUAGUUCGGCAUACUUCAAUUAAUUCGGCAACGCAAGAAAAAAAAAUAACUCUUCAAAUGAAAUUCCAAGUGAUUUUAGACACCUUCGUGAAACCUUCAACACCUGUCUUAAAUUAUCUCAGUCAAUAUAGUGGUGUUUAUGAAGACGAUUUGACCGGCGUCACUGUCACGUUGAAUCAAGUUCAAAAGUUUUUACAUAACAUUAUUACUUCAAAGUCCAUUCUUGUUGGACAUUCCUUAGAGAAUGAUUUGAGGUGUUUACAAAUAUUUCAUCCCCGUGUUAUCGAUACAUCUAUCGCGUAUGCUCAUCCAACUCCUGGUAUUCGGCACUCGCUCAAAUCUUUGGCGUACAUGUAUCUCAAUAAGCUGAUUAUUCACGGAAAAUUCUCAGCGUUAGACGGUCACGAUUCAGUGGAAGAUGCCGCUGUAGCUUUAGAAUUAGCAUUGCUUAAGAGUUUACCUGGCGAUUUGACAAACCGCACACCAAAUGACAUAUGUCCUUUGUCUUUAUGUGUCAAAACUCCUGUAUAUCUUUAUGAUUCUAUGAUUCACGAUUUUUCUAAACACCCGCUACUUUCUUCAUCAUAUAAAUUCGAAAUUCCCAAAAUAAAACCAAAGACGGAUUUUGGUGUUCUUCAAACAUUUCUCGAAACGUUUAAGGAAUUAAAAAAUAAAAAAAAAGAAACACAAAAACCAUUUCCUCAAUUGCAUUUAUGUUUUCUCCGUGAUUAUCAGACGAAGUUGCAUACAAUCAUUGGUGGUAUACCACAAGAAUAUCGCGCCCAUGAUGUUUAUAAUAUAAGUAAACGUAUAUCUAUGCUUAUUUCGACAUGUCUAGCUGAUUUACAAAGUCAAAAGGCAAUGAAAAUGUCAGAUGAUUGUUUGCGAAAAAAUGCCGGGGCUAGUGAUAUAACGUUAAAUUGGCUAGCACCAUUUAUGAAUCAAACUACCUCGCAAACAAAUUCCCUCGUGAGUGAAAUUUCACCAGAACAAAAAUCUGAUACGGAGGAUCCGCUCGGUACUCAAUGGUGUCAUAACUUAUUAAAAAAACGGCCCAUAAUAAACAAUGAUGUAUUGUUCCCUCCCAUGAACACCACCGAUGUACAAAAUUAUUUCUCAACUUUAGACAAAUAUUUAUUUAUUUUAAAUUCACAUCUUUCGGAGGGAGACUUAAUGAUUGUUUCUUCAGUAUGCGGCAAUCCUAUUCCUUAUAUGGCCUUAUCACAAUUACAAAAUAUAAUUUCCGGUCUUUCGUUAAAAAAGAAACUAGAUUUAAAAGCUUAUAUUGAUCCUUCUCUUAUUUCUUUAUGUAAAGCUUCUGAAGAAACGGCGAUGAAACAACCAGUAACCUUAUGUAUCUUAAAAUAAA
Messenger RNA from Hylaeus volcanicus, 2465 nucleotides. RefSeq lists its product as uncharacterized. Gene Ontology annotation, molecular function: exonuclease activity; nucleic acid binding. Gene Ontology annotation, cellular component: nucleus. The record is from RefSeq and is a predicted model, not a curated record. Lineage: Eukaryota; Metazoa; Arthropoda; Insecta; Hymenoptera; Colletidae. The coding region runs from base 209 to 2464 and encodes 751 amino acids. The transcript is spliced from 11 exons.